AAAUGCCGGUAUUUAAUGGGAAAGACCCCGAUGGCUGGAUAUUUCGAGCUGAGAGGUAUUUUGCCAUGAAUCUAUUAUUUGAUUGGGAAAAGGUAGAAGCAGCAGGGAUCUGUUUUGAAGGGGAACCACUAGCUUGGUAUCAAUGGGAAGAUAGCCGCCAAGUCAUCCGAAGCUGGGGGGAGUUGAAACGGAGGCUACUGGAACGAUUUUGCCCUUCACAAGAGGGUACAAUUUUAGAGAAACUUCUGGCCUUAAGGCAGGAAGGCACGGUCCGAGAAUACCGAAGAAGGUUCAAAGUACUGGCCGCGCCCUUAUCGGCAAUUUCAGACGACGUAUUGGAGAGCAACUUUAUCAAUGGGUUGAAGGCUCCUAUACGGGCUGAGGUGAGAAUGUUGAAACCUCGUGGGUUGGGCCAUAUCAUGAAUCUGGCCCGACGCGUAGAAGAUCGAAAUGAAUUAUUAAAGGAGGCCCUUAUGUCGUAUGGACCCAACAAGGGAAGAGUGGGUUAUUCCAGCCCAGCAACUCACAGCCCACACUCCCCUUCAUACGACCACACAGUCAACUCCCAGUACCCAAGUUCGUUGAAUUCACCCGUUUCUAGGGCAGUGACUUCAGUGACCAUGUUUCGGCCAGCUCCGGCAGCAAAGGGGGCGCCGACUGUCAAGAAAUUAUCGGACACUGAGCUAUAGCGGAAGAGAGAAAAGGGCCUGUGCUACAAGUGUGAUGAAAAAUAUGGGCCGCGGCAUAAGUGUCGAAACAAGGAACUCCAGGUCCUUGUGGUGCAAGAGGAGGAGGACGAAGACAGGCCGAAAGAGACGAUAGAGGCAGAACAGGGGACAAAGAUGAGUGGUUUGGUGGAACUAUCAAUUAAUUCGGUUGUGGGUCUCACGACCCCACGAACUAUGAAGCUUACACGUAAGAUUUUGGGGCAUCAGGUGUUAGUCAUGAUUGAUUGUGGGGCUACCCACAAUUUCAUUUCUGCCGAGUUAGCUGGAAAAUUAGCACUGCCGAUCACGCACACUGCUAGCUACGGGGUGCUCAUGGGCACUGGACUGUCUGUAAGGGGUGGUGGGAUAUGCAAAGGAGUUACAGUAUCCCUGCCUAGUAUUGACAUCAUUGACGAUUUCCUUCCACUGCAAUUGGGGUGUACAGAUGUGAUAUUGGGAAUGAAAUGGCUGGGAUCCUUGGCCAAGAUGCAGGUGAAUUGGGAGUACAUUGACCAUGAGGUUUAAAUUGUCAGGGGAAUCGGUGGAAUUG
Messenger RNA from Olea europaea var. sylvestris, 1257 nucleotides. RefSeq lists its product as uncharacterized. The record is from RefSeq and is a predicted model, not a curated record. Lineage: Eukaryota; Viridiplantae; Streptophyta; Magnoliopsida; Lamiales; Oleaceae. The coding region runs from base 843 to 1232 and encodes 129 amino acids. The transcript has a single exon.